UUGCUGGGUUCUGAUUUUCACUUUUAAGAGAGCACUAAUGAGUGGAGAGCGCGGUCUUAUGUGCUUGUUUUUAUGAGUUCCCUGGAAACAAUGCUCACAGUCUGAGGAAAAUGCCCUCCUUUCAGCCGUAAGCGCUUUUUAUUUUUUAAAAGCUGCAUUAGUUAAGGAUGUGUCACAUGGUAUAACUUGGAUGCUGGGUUUUUCCAUGUCGAAGUACACAGCCUUCAGGAGAGCGGAAUCUCUGCCCUUGUGACUGACUGGGACAAGUGAAGAAAUAACAAUUCGCUUCUGUUAGGUGACGAAUGCCCCAGCGUUGCCCCAUAACUCUAUUAUAUCACUAUGGCACUACCUUUACACGUUGAAGACGCUGGUGAAAUGUUACCCAAGUCUCGACGAGCCCUCACUAUUCAUGAAAUCACAGCCCUCGCUCGCUCCUCUCUACACGGAAUCUCACAGGUGGUAAAGGAUCAUGUGACCAAGCCUACAGCAAUGGCUCAGGGACGCGUGGCUCAUCUGAUUGAGUGGAAGGGCUGGAGCAAACCCAGCGACAAUCCUGCAGCUCUGGAGACUCACUUUAACUCCUACUCACAUUUAAGUGAGGGAGAACAGGAGGCCAGGUUUGCCGCAGGAGUAGCUGAGCAGUUUGCUAUAGCAGAAGCUAAACUCCGUGCUUGGUCCUCUGUUGAUGGUGAAGAUUCCACAGACGAUUCUUAUGAUGAGGAUCUGCAGCCUUCCUUGGACCAUUCUCAGCCUGCAGAUUUCCUCAAUCCAGUACAGAAGGAUUUGGUGUCUUCUCGUAUAUGCUGCUGUGACAGCGACUCCUCACGUACCUUGUCUCCUGAAACUCUUUGCUCCAGUCUCUGCAGCUUAGAUGAGGAACAGCUCCUCUUGGGAUCUCCAGCUCAGACGGUUGAAGAGUCUUUACUAAUGAAACCACAGUCAGGUCUAGGUCCAUACGAUCGUCUCCAAGAUCUGGAAUGUGAGGACUCUUCAUAUUCCAUGUCCUUUUCUGAAUCCUGUUUAAGUCCAAGCGAAGACGAGCUGAUUUCUUUCCCUACACUGAGUCGAGGUUCUGGGGUUCUCACUCUGCGUAGGAAGGGCUCUGAUGUGGUGUCUUCUGGUGUGGUAUCACUAGAUGAAGAUGAGGAGGAACAACCCUGACCUAAAAUCAAACUGCCACUGCCACCCUAUCACUUUUCCAGUCUCCUUUUUUCUGAAUCACAGUAUGCCUUGAUUUCAGAGAAUCAUGGACUAACAGAGGGCAUUAACUCAUUAAACCAUUCUCUCCACAUGCUUAAUUUAAUUAUUAUGGUUUAUUAAAUCCAGCCAUCUUGAUUUCUCUCUUUUUGAUUUUUUUUUUUUCCUUUUACUGUAUUUUUAUUUUAUUUUUAAUUUUCUUUUCUCCUUUUAUGUUUUUAUUUAUAUACCCACAAUGAAUUGCCUGUUUGGUCUAUUUUGCAUGAUCUUUGCCCUAGGGCAGCGUGCUGGUUCAGUGGAGGGCCUUAAAGCUGUUGUUUGCAUGUCUUGCACCCCAUCUUAUGCCACCUCCAACUAAUGCCACCUCCAGCCUGAUUUAUGUGUUGGUUGGUGGAUUUUGGGUUAGGAACAGUGGCAGCACGGCUUGUCCCUGUCAUCUCCUGGAUCUGCUCGCAAUUCUUUGGUUCCCACUGCACCUCAGAAUCCAGGUACCAGAUGUGAGGAACAUGGGGGUAUGUUAUGGAUUCUGAGACAUUAGUGCAGCCUCAGGACUGUACAAGGACUCGUAGAGCUCCGGUGACACUGUGGGGACCCUUCUCCCUGUGGGCUCUGUGGGCGCAUGCUUUGUGCAGGGGAGACCCUUCUUUUCUAGCAUUUUGUACGUGUCUGUUUGCUGCUCUUGGAAGGUCUUGUGCGGUAACAUCCAAGUUUGUAACUCAUUUUCCUGCGUCUAUGAAAAUAUACG
This is a messenger RNA of Bufo bufo (common toad), 1942 nucleotides long. RefSeq names its product family with sequence similarity 131 member A (gene FAM131A). The record is from RefSeq and is a predicted model, not a curated record. Bases 340 to 1161 code for a protein of 273 amino acids. NCBI's taxonomy places the organism in Eukaryota, Metazoa, Chordata, Amphibia, Anura, Bufonidae. The transcript is spliced from 5 exons.